GAAGUACGUGGAGCCGUUCUCCAUUCAUGUCAUUACGAAUUAACCCCAUUAAUUCUGCUGUAGUAUCCCAGGAGAAUUAUUUGCGUGUUAUUUAAAAUUAAUUCUCAUGUCAGCAGAAAGCUCAACCAUCACAGUUCGCCUUGUUCGCUCCUUUCAGCACCGGAAUUUCAGGCCUGUGGUUUAUCAUGGAGUUAACUUGGAUCAGACAGUGAAGCAGUUCAUUGCUUUUGUGCAGAAGGAUGUGCCUUCAAGAACAGGUCUUCCUCCUCCUUUUAAAGCUUACAAAUACGAUACAAUGAAGAUUAUUCACCAAGCUCACAAAUCUAAGACUGGUGAUCUAGUAGUGAGUUUGGAAGAUGAUGACAAACUGAUUUUGAAAGAAGACAGCACACUGAAAGCAGCUGGAGUAGCAAAUGAGACCGAAUUAGCAUUCUUCUGUGAGGAAGAUUACAGAAACUACAAAGCUAAUCCUGUUUCGGCCUGGUGAAGAUCCCAAGAGAUUGUUUUGUUUUCCCAUACUUGUUGUAAAUCUUCCUUGCCCUGCUUAAUGACUUUUUCUUUAAAAGAUCAAUAAAUCCUUGAGGAUUGCUUUGCAAACAGUGCAAUUCCCUUCCUAUAGAAAUUAAUUUCUGCCAAUAUGCUGAGACUUAGAGAGGGAAGGCUGGGGGACGUGCAUGGGUUUUUUGCCUCCUUCCUCUCACAUUUCUUUUCCCUUUGCUUUUCUUUCACAAUGGAGGCAGUGCAAAUGCUCUGACCUGUGGCACACAUUCCCAGUACGAUCCUGCAGUAUUAUGUCAGCUUCAUAUUGAGAAUAUACACCACACAGUAAAAACCCCUCUCAGUAGUAACUCGUAAUGAAAACUGAAUGUUUUUGUGUCUGUUUCAGAGAGCUUGACAAGAGAAACUCUGUAUUUUAAGUAACAGAUUUACUCCACUCACUUUGUUUAGGUUCUUUUGUUUGAAUGGUGCAGACUGGCAAGUGUUUCAGGCUCUCUGCUGGUGAAAGCUUUUCUUUAUACUUCCUUCCAGCCCUCCUUAGCAUGCUGAAACAGAAAAUAACUGUUUAGAGGCUUUUGUAUUCCAGGACAAGCUUGCUUGUUACUACACUGCUUUAUGAGAAUACCUUCUCAUCCAAGGUAGAAACCAGAGUUACGCCAGGGCUUCACUGUGCAGAAAUAGGAGUUGGGCAUUGUUACAAGUAGUCUCAAGGAUCAAGGUUUCAGUUUUAAGAAUAAAACCCAAGUGAUUGCAUUUUUUGCAAGGAGAGGCCCAGUCUGACAACAGAUGGGAUUGAUUCUUUCCUGCUUUCCAAGCACCAAAUGCUCUGUUGCUAUCUGGUAGUUCUUGGUAAUUCCAGACUUUCCUGGAAUUAACCAAAUUAAGAACAACAAAUUAAGAACAAGAAGAAAGAAGCAAUCAUUUAUCUAGUUUAGAAAGACAGUUAUAAAACUGCUUUCUAGGGGCUUGCCAAGUUGGGACUGUGUCUUUAAGCCUUUCUUCACUGAAAUAGAAAUGAUUCUGGCUCUCUGCCUUUGUUCUGCUAAAUCAAAUGAGAUCUUGUGCAAUUGCUUUAGGCCCAUACGUCUACCCUCAGUUCUGGGUCAGAGCUGACAGCACCAUUUCCACUAGAGACUCUCCAAAGAGGUAAACUUACAGUUUCCUAGAACAUUGAUUGUUAAUUUUUUAUUGGCAUGAUAGUGAAAACAGAUGUAUGAUUUCCAAAGCUUCUAAAUAAAAGUUCUUUUUGCCUUAGAUGUAGGGCUAAUGCAUUGUUCCCACCUCAUUUUCUCUAUCCUUCCUGACAACUCUGUGGCUUAAACUGGAGACCUUUCAGGUAGCUACUAUUAGUUACAUUAAAGCAAUGGAAAGUGCAACAAGACAGCAGAGCAACAGGAUCCCAGAUCGCAGCAAGUAACAGUGCACUCAGACACGACAGCAGGGGGAACAGAAAAUAAAAGAAGCUGCUUACCUUCAGAAGGCCUGUAAGGUCCUCAAGCAGGCAGGGAUCUUCAGACAAAAUGUCCUUAUCCUUCCCCCUGCCAACCUUUAAAUGAUGUCUGGGAAGGGAUGGAGCCAGGACCCACCCCUUCCACUCACUCAGGUACAUUGCAUGCAUCUGAGUUCCCCUGGGUUGGCCCUGCCUUCCCACCAGGUGCUCAAUCACUGGUUCAGGCUGUGACUUAGCAUUUCCACUAACCAACAGUGUUGCUUCAAACAGUGUUAUUCUUCUGUGAAAGAGGUCUGCUAUUAAAAAGGAGAUAGUGUAUUUAUCUUGUAAGCACACCUAUGUUACUGUGUUCUCUUGACAUCUAAAUGCUGAUGUGCAUGCUCUGAUGAAUUUACGGAAAAAGUUUAACACAUCCAUCAUCUUUCAGUCCAAGCCUCUUUCUUUUGCUGGUCCCUGCUCCCCUAAUGAGGUUUGAUCUGACAGAUUUACAGUAUUGACUGUAGCUGUGUGGGAAGUAGAUGGCAUACCAGAGAAAGCAGUGUCGUGGACUGUUGUACCACGGCAUCUCGAUGAUAGCUUUCAGCAUGUCCAGGCUCACUGAGUGAAUAUUGCCACUCUUUGCUUCUGUUGUGGGAAUUCUAAUUUGGUCUCCAACCCUCUCAAACAGAUUUGGAUUGGUUUUGUGAUCCCUUCUCUUUAAAGAACUGAUGUUUGAAAGAAAUGUCAAUGUCCUUUCUGUAGUUACAGCUUGUACAGUACAGGAGUUCAGUGUGUCACUGAGCAUGUUGCAGUGAAGGAGCAAUUCUACAACAUCAGCAAGAAAACUGUAAAUGUCUUAAUGCAAACGAAGAAUUGUGUCUGUUGCUCUAGAUGAGUUUCUCUUUCCAAAGGAAGAGUUAAAGCAGUGCUCACUGAGCUCUGUUCUCCCUGGCAGUGGCACUUCACUGGCUCCUUUCUGCAGCAGCACAGUAGAGCCUUUUGUAAUGUUGUCCAUGACCAUACUUGUAAUCUGGAUUCUUCCUGAAGUGAGUUUCUAUUUUUUUUAAUAAUACUUUUUACAAAACAAACAAACAAACAAAACCAAAAUACCCUCAAGCCACCACGAAACCAUAGAUAAUAACAGAGAACUUUUAAAGAUAGAUUCUGUUCCAACACUUUGAUUGGGAUAUGGUGUAGCAAUGCGUGUUUCAAAAUUGGUUUGAUUCCAAGAUUGUUGUACACUGAAUGAAAUCUGGGAACAUGGGCUAAUAAAUUACUGAAGUCUGA
This is a messenger RNA of Lagopus leucura (white-tailed ptarmigan), 3214 nucleotides long. RefSeq names its product chromosome unknown C2orf76 homolog (gene CUNH2orf76). The coding region runs from base 107 to 487 and encodes 126 amino acids. NCBI's taxonomy places the organism in Eukaryota, Metazoa, Chordata, Aves, Galliformes, Phasianidae. The transcript has 6 exons. The record is from RefSeq and is a predicted model, not a curated record.